AUGGAUUGGGUUUUCGUGCCCCUUGCUUCUCCUGGGUUUGAACGAGUUCGUCCUAUUUCUGGGAUGAACAGUUUGAAUCUGGAUAAGCACCUAGCAGCAGACUACUACCGGGCCAACCAAGAGGCCAUUACAGCCCUGCUGUGCCAUCCUACCGAGGAGAGGGAGGCUUCGAAACUGCUCGGCUUCGAACAGACCUACCACUACACCGCACCGCAUAAGAGCCGGGUUACCGACUUUCUACGUGCGCCAACCCCAGAACCAGAUCCAAACCUACCACCGAUCAGGCUUGUUCCACUCACCGCCGAGCAAGAAAUGGCGAAAAUCAGGGCCAUCAAGUCCAUGAUCACCGGGGAAGAAGGCGAGUCCCAAGAACCGGAGGUAACUGGAGGGACAUCCUUCACACCCACCGGUCAACAAGAAGGGACAGUGCUGGCACUUGUCAGCAAGCAACCGGCUGGUCGGUCCAAGAAGCGGCUGAGGAAGGAGCAAACCGGGCCGCGUCUGGCAGAUGAAGACUCUACCGAUCACGUCUCUACCGAGCUCGGGGACCAGACCGAGCAACCACAGACUGACAAAUCCAAGGGCCCAGCCACCCCCCCGGUCUGGGCACCCGAGUUCAAAUACCAGGGCCGAGCAGUUUCUGCUGAGGACUCUGUCUACGCGGACAAGGACUACUCGCUUGGUUUCAAUUUGACCAAGGAGUUGAUCUUGCCCGCUGAUAUGAAAAAACACGACGAGCUUUCCGACCUCAAGGUCCUCCGCUCGGCGGCAAAAUCCAUAGUGCUGGCCGCGCAAAAGAACUAUUUGGCCCACAACCGAAUGAUCAAAGUGCGGCAGAGCCUGCGGGAUGCAAUAGCUGAGAACAAGGCCCAAAAGGCCGAGAUAUCGAAGAUUAAGGCCGCGCAGGAAGCAGUUGAGGCCGAACGAGAUAACCUGAGCCAAAAGGUCAACCGAGCUAAAGCGGACAAACAGCGGGCCGUGAAGUCGACCAAAGCCCGGUAUCUCGCCGAGCUGAGGACGCUGCGCGAUGCCCAUAAAGAGGAGAAAGAUAAGGCGGUGCAGGAGACCAAGGACAUCUUUUUCCAGUGCGAUUGGAAAGCUGCCGUGGAGAAAGUUGGCCUCGGUCAGGAUACUGACAUGUUCUUACAUCCGCCUGCGGCCUUCAUACCGUACUAUAUGCAGGCCUAUGCGAGCGCCGCACAGAAGAGGCUCAUAAAGGAGGCCAAAAAGGAAGCCGCGGAAGAAGCCGCCGCCGCGACGCAACAAACCGAGCAAACUUCUCCUGAAGCGUCUCAGGAUGCUGAAGAUCAAGUAGCCGAUCGGGAGGUUGUCGCGGUGGAGGACGCAGAUGAUGAGUUGGAAGAAGGCCUGCCCGAGCAUAGUCCGGAGGUGGCCGGGCAGACUCUGGAGGUCACCGAGCAGACGGUUGAUCUGGAGUUGGACUGA
Camellia sinensis is the source of this 1446-nucleotide messenger RNA. The record is from RefSeq and is a predicted model, not a curated record. NCBI's taxonomy places the organism in Eukaryota, Viridiplantae, Streptophyta, Magnoliopsida, Ericales, Theaceae.